Molecule: messenger RNA, 2391 nt
Organism: Gavialis gangeticus (Gharial)
Lineage: Eukaryota; Metazoa; Chordata; Crocodylia; Gavialidae
Gene: RIPPLY3
Product: ripply transcriptional repressor 3
Exons: 5
Coding region: 916-1311 (131 amino acids)
Biological process (GO): embryonic pattern specification; negative regulation of transcription by RNA polymerase II
Cellular component (GO): nucleus
Source: RefSeq, a predicted model, not a curated record
GGGUCUGCUGUGGAGACGACUCCUGCUGUUGUGACAUGUUUUCCCCAGAGGAUACCCCAAUACUUGCCUCCCACAUCUUGGAUAUUCUGUUCAGUAGUGGAUUCCCUUCUGCAGCAGGGAAUGCACAGGGCAUCAUCACUAGUAGAAGUUCCUGGGGCUCUAUCUCCCCUACACUCCAGCCAUGCGGCAGACUACUGGGACUGCUGAACGAUGGACAGUUUGACUCCGCUCUGAUAUAGUGUCCCACUCUCUCUCUGCCUUUUUCGGCCCUUGGUUGUUGCAACAGCCUUCCUCCCUGCCACACAGAUGUGCUUGGGAUGGUGAGAUGGCCUCAAUGAUGGGUCUAGCCUAUCUGUGUCAGGACCUUCUGAGCAGCCCAGCCUGCUCAGCCCUCAGCGUCUGUCCUUUGGCCUUUUCUCUAACCCUUGGGCUUCAAGGUAAACUGAAAGAUAAAUAAAGAACUAAAACUCCAAGGAGAGGCCUCCACCCACACUCCACUCACGUGUCCUGCGUUCGCCACCCCUCACCAUCCGGGGUAGCAUGGCCCUUUAAAUCAAGCCCUGGGCCCUUCUGCUGGGUCCCUCUCCAGCCCCUCCUUGUAAGCAUUGGGAGGCCUCCAUUUGGCCCAGGGGACAGCCCUGCAGCCACCUCCCUGCUGUGUCCCUCCAGCUGAUUUCUCGCCACUGGCUUUUAUCCCCGCCAGGCGACAUUCCUUGAUGACAUCAUUGGGCCCCAGCUGCAGAGAAAAGCAGCUGAUGAAUCACAUGUUUUCUCUGCUCCUCUGUGGCUCAUCUGGCCUGUCUGUCCCUGGGGAAGAUAAGUACUCUUUGGGAGUGAAGAUAAAGGAGGAGCUGAAAUGCCAGGACAAGCAGCUAGUUAGACACUGGAACACAAGACUGCAGACAGGUAAGGACUAUGGAGAAUGCAGCUUCUGACCAUUCACUUCAGGCAAGAGUCACUCACAUCUGUCACUAUUCCAGAGAUAUGCAGAUGCAAUUGCUCCAUCUAAGAGAGCAAACAGAGAGCAGCCUUACAUUAUGGAGACCUUGGAUUUUGACAGCAAGAGAUGUUCAGCUGACAAGAAGUCAAGGAAUGCCUGGUGAUCAGAGAAAUUUUAGAUCAAAAGAAGCUUUGAGUUUUCAGCAUCCAGUGAGACUCUACUUGCCCAAAUCAAAAUCUAAAAAAUAUCUACACAACAUUGGAGAGAAGGUUCUGUCAAGUUUUCUAGUGCAGGCCACAAUUCACUUCUACAAUGAUGAUACUGAUUCUGAAGAUGAGGAGGACAAGGAAGGAACUGAACUUUAUCAUUAACAUUACUUUGCUUCUGAAACCUAUAUGAAUCAAAAUGCAAAAAUUACCUCUGAAAUGUUUAUCAGCAUAUACCAUACAAACUAUCAAAAGCUUAUGUGAUGUUUUUGUGAUGCCUUGUCCAAAAAAGAAAAUGAGUUGAGUCAAUCGGCCAUAAUCAGAGAUGGUUCCAUUUCCUUUUGGGAGAUUCAAGAGAACAAAACUCUAAAAGCAUUUUAGUUCUUUAAAUAUUAGAGCUCUGUGUGAUAGUCAACAAACUGAUUCUGAUUGGAGUGACAGCUGGAAUAAGAUUGUUACCAUUGUGCUAUGAUUGGCACAAAGACUCCUAAAUAUUGUCUUUCUGUGAAGAUGAAAAUACAUUACUGGUUAGGAGACAAAAAAAACUAAAUGCACCAAUCCAGCCUACCUAAGGACUUAUUUUCAUGGGGAAAUUAAGGUAGGAUGUGAAUUUAGAUCAGAAAGGCUGUUUCUGAUUAACAGUGUGUGUGAAUGCUUUUUCUGAAUGAGCUCAAACCACUUUCAAACAGCUAUUUCAGAAUAGCUCCCAAAUCAGACAAGCACAAAGCUGGAACUUUGAUGGGUGAUGAGAAGUGAGAAACUCAUACCUAGUGCUUCAUCAUAGUAUCUGGAAUCCUGCCUGUUAAAUGUCACCAGUUUUCUCCCCAUCUAAUGAGAAAAAUGUUCUGCCAUCAAUCAGGAAAGGAUCACAGAGUCUGAAUAAUCAAAUAUAAUGUAACUACUAAUCAGAAGGCGUAAGUGUGCCUUAUCUAUUGUCAAAACAGGCAUAGACUGGGAUCCAGCUCUAGAAGAGCAAUACAUGUAUGAACUAACUGAGAAGGGGAGAGGUAUUAAAGAAGAUUUUAACAACAGCAAAAUUCAGAUCUUAUUUCACACUUCUCUAUGGUUUGGUGGAUUUGAACAACUCCUUACAACUCUAUUUUUUGGAAAGCAUCUUUCUCUGCAAUUGAAAACAGUAUUGAAAAGACAAUCCAUAUAUGGACCUAGGGGAUGUCCCCCCCCCAGGAUAUACUGGUGCCCCUCACUCCCAACCUGCAUCCCCCCUGUCCCUGCUAGUGCCCCGCA